Messenger RNA from Carassius auratus (goldfish), 1761 nucleotides. RefSeq lists its product as uncharacterized. The coding region runs from base 411 to 1388 and encodes 325 amino acids. NCBI's taxonomy places the organism in Eukaryota, Metazoa, Chordata, Actinopteri, Cypriniformes, Cyprinidae. The transcript is spliced from 5 exons. The record is from RefSeq and is a predicted model, not a curated record.
GGGGCAAAUGCUACACAGAUAUCAAUGCAUUGAUUUUGGGUUUGUUAAAAAGCUUUGCAUUUCAAACAAAUGAAGUUAAUGCCGUAUCUAACCCCGUCGAGAUGAAAGGGCGUCUUUACGCACCAGGAUCCGUGAUAAAGACCAGACGGUGUCUGAUGCAGAUCAGUCAGGUAACAGAUACAUUCAGUCAAGUUGUAAAACAUACAGGCGUAAAUAAAUCAACGUGUAUGUGUAUUAAAGAUUUAUGUUAUUAGGGUAUCUUCUUCUGAAGUUUAUUAUAUUUAGAGGCGUUCUCAAGAGACGCCCACACGGGGGGUACCCAGGCUUUAAAAACUAAAAGUUUUGUCAUACUGAUUACCUGCAAAAUUAACUUCAAGUCGUGCUACGCCACAAUAAACAAUAACGAAACAAUGGCGGACAACUACCAGGACGGUUUCGAGAAUCAGGACUUCGAUGAAGGUUUGGAUCAGAUCCUUGAAGAGUUAUUUGAUGAGAACGUGUUGUUUGCUUGUGAUGAACCCGGUGCUGUUAAUAACGACGAGCAAGAUGUUGGCAACAAUCAGGAGCUGAUAACCCCUCCAGAAAACGUUGCGCAAGAAGUUGAGAUUAGCACCGAAUCACAACACGCCCUAGGACACGUCACAAAGCCUGCCUCCGCCGACGCGCCGGAUCCCGAGGGUGAUUCUCACAAUCUCCCAGAUGUCUCAAACGUACGCACCGAAGCUAGCGUUACGUGUAGAGUACGACAUUCGGAGGGCCAGGGAGUGAAACGUCUGAGGUUACCGGAGUGGGGAACAGACGAUGUACCAAGCACCAGUCGUUUAAGGACUUCGGAGAAUAACGAGCAGCGAUAUGAUGAAGGAGGGGUGACAGCUUGGAGCGAUUCUAUGGUGAGCGCGUGGGAUCGUGCGUCUUUUAGCGAUUCGGCAAGCGAAGAGGAGACGGAAGAAUUGCCUAACGAAGACCCUCAAGAGCUGUUCCGUGAACGUGAUUUAAAUAGAAGGCUUGAUUAUGAUAUGCUUCGCCGUGUUAAUCGACGGUUUGGCACACUUUUCGAUUUGAGCGGUCAAGCAUUGUCCUAUCGAGGUGCAGAAGAGAUCGUGGGUAAUGCUCAAAGUGAUGUGGUAGCGAUUUUGAGGAACAUCAUCGAAUGCCAACAACAGCUGAACGAAUCCUUACGUCAUGCAGCCGAAUUUUGGAGGAGUUGUCACGAUCAACUAUAUGGUGAAUUUCGUCAGUUUCAACAGCGUAUGAACGGGGUACCGGGAGAAAUCCAUCAGGUACAAGUUGAACAAAAUUUAAUUGUUAAUGCUCUUACUCUGAUCAGUGAACGUUUAAAUCUAAUGCAAAGAAUGUUAUCAGAUUUGUACCAGCGUGAUCAUCCUUGAUAUGUAUUGUCUUGUUGUUUUUAGUAUUAUUAAUUUUUAAAAAAAUUUUGGCUUGAAAAAAAAAAAAAAAAAAAAAAAAUAAAAUAUUGUUUUUUAUUUCUUACACGUAUUAUUGUUUUGUUCUAGGUAGUGAAUUGCCAUUAGUUUUUCAUUUAUUAAUAUUGUCUGUUGGGGGGUGCUUUAUAUCAUAUGGCAUGUUAUUGUAUCCCACAUUAGGGUUGUUUUACUUGUGGAGAAAAUAUAUGGUUUUGAAUUUAUAACAGUUGUAUGUUUCUGUUUUGUCAUCUAUAUCGCAUUGUGAACUGGUGUUGGUGUUUUCAGGAGUAUGCACGCUUGUCUUUAAAUUUAAAAAAAAAAAAAAAAAAAAAAAAAA